CUUCUGUUUCACUUUGAUGCUUUUAAACUACUUUUAUUCCUUUGUUAUUUUUUUAUAAACCUACUGAAAAGGCAGAGGACUUUUUAUAUCUUAUAUUUUUUUCUUUAAUCUAAAGAAAAGAUUUUCUGGCAUCAAGAGAGAUGAAAGAGUCCAACAUGAACAACUGCAGCAACAGCUUCAACCCUGAAUCUAAAAUCCCAGCAAUCUUAAAGGUAACUGAAUGGAUCGUCAUUUCUACUGGACUUCCUUUGACCUUAGUGGCCAUCUUUGCUGUUUAUUCCCUGGUGCGAAAGGAUCAUGUAGCUCCAGUCUACAUCAUCAACCUUCUGAUUUCUGAUCUACUUCAGCUCUGCUGCAUGGCCGUUUUCCUCACCACCCAAUCAGAUGCUGCCAGAUUUAUCUACUUCUUUGGUCUGAUUUCCAGCAUUGGAUCCAUGGUUUGUGUUUCCCUAGAAAGGUAUUUGGCCAUCACCCAGCCACUGUGGUACAGAUUCAGAAGAAACAUCAAGACCUCUGUGGUGGUCUGCGUCGUGGUCUGGGCCAUCCCCUGGAUUUAUGCCCUACCUCUCUAUUUCAAGGCUAAUUUUCCAGUUAUAGUCACCAUUUGUGGGGUCUUCCUCCUCCUGCCCCUCCCCCUGUUCAUCUUCUUCCUGGUUGGGACCAUUAAAGCCCUGUCUGCAGCUCGCAGCGUCCCUGCUGAUGAAAAACGAAGAAUUGUGGCCAUUCUGGUUGUGCUGCUGUUUAUUUACAUGCUCCUGUUCCUGCCCAGCAUCAUUUGGUUUUUAGCAGGCAAACACAGAUGUAACCAGAGUUUCUACAACGUGGCUUUCACUUUGCUUAUCUUCAGUCCUCUUGCAGACUUGGUUAUGUAUAUUUUAAUCCGGAAAAGUGUCAUGGACAAGUUUUUGGCCUCACUGUGUUGCUGUAAAAUGUCUAACAAUCCUCAGACGAGCAGCAUGAGUAAUGACAGCAUGUCAGCUUCUUGUAAUCAGGUUGUAUGAGUCUAAAUGUGGAUGUUUGAAGCUGAUGCUGCUCCUUUUUUCCUGUACUUAAGCUAUAUGAUAGAAUCUUGCUGUAUGUACAGUAAUAGUUAAAAGUUAUCUAGAAAAGUUGGGAUACUUGUGGGAACUGGUAGCAGCGACUUUCAAGGCUUGAUCGACUUUCAUUGCUGCAGAACAGUUUUUAUUUGUUCUCUGAAAAGGCCUUUUUGUAUCACUCUGAAAUGUUGAUUAUACAUUUUCAGCUUUGAGUAAACUUAUAAUUUUUAUUUAACUUCUGGACGUUGACCACUCAGCUGUACCAUUACUGGACUGGAAUGCUGGAGGUUCAACUAAAAAUCUGGAACUUUGGGGGUAAAACAGUAAACAAAUUAAACUUUUUUAUUUAUGACCCUUUUCAGACAAAAACAACUCAAAGUGCUUAAAACAAAGCAGUCAGGGACAAACAUUUAUGUACAAACAGACAAUUAAUACACAUUUUAUUUGGAGGUUCUCAUUUCCUGAACAUUCAUUUUAAAAUCUUGUUGAGUUUUUUAUAUUUCAGGUUAUAUAAGACGCAUCGUUCUGUUUCUCCUUCUGGUGACACCUGCUUUGUGAUUGUGACUGGAAUUGCUGGUGUUGCAUUUUGUUUUUGUUUUUUAUUUUUAUGUUUCUUUUAGUUUUCUAUGUUGUGUAUUCUAGUUUACUUUUUAUUGGUUUUAUUGGUUUACUUCCUGCAUCUCGGUUAUCUUGCUUCCUGUUUUAUUCUGUAGAGCCUUCUCCUUUGUGUCAGCUGUAGAGCGGGGCUGCAGGUUUUCAAUGUGUCCCUGCUCCAACACACCUGACUUUUGUUAAAGGGCCAAAUAAAGAGUUCAGAUUAAAAAAAAAUUACUUUUCUUCGAAACAGGAGAAGCCAGACAUGCACAGAGAGAACGUACAAACUCCACACAGAAAGAACCAGACAGUGUGUUCAAAGCAGGAAACUUCUUGCUGUGAGGCAGCAGUGUGAACCACCAGACAGAACUACCACAAGGAAUUACCAAACCUUCUUCCUUUUCAUUAGGAAAUAUCUUUUGUUGCAUAAACAAAGCACAACAUUUGCAGUAAAAUGGAAGAUUUCUGGUUUAAGUAACAGCUUCCUGUUCAUAUCAUGGUGCUCUGAGUUUUAGUCAAGUCUGUAAUAUUAUCAGGCUGAAAACUUUAUCUUUUAUUAUUAUUAUAUUAUUUGGCUACUGCAACAUUUCUGUAUUGUUUUGCAGCCUCUACACUCAUUAUUAAAGACUCAGC
Melanotaenia boesemani (Boeseman's rainbowfish) is the source of this 2264-nucleotide messenger RNA. Its product is annotated as G-protein coupled receptor 4-like. Lineage: Eukaryota; Metazoa; Chordata; Actinopteri; Atheriniformes; Melanotaeniidae. Gene Ontology annotation, cellular component: membrane. The transcript is spliced from 4 exons. Gene Ontology annotation, biological process: phospholipase C-activating G protein-coupled receptor signaling pathway; positive regulation of Rho protein signal transduction. The coding region runs from base 141 to 1001 and encodes 286 amino acids. The record is from RefSeq and is a predicted model, not a curated record. Gene Ontology annotation, molecular function: G protein-coupled receptor activity.